Molecule: messenger RNA, 822 nt
Organism: Lactuca virosa
Lineage: Eukaryota; Viridiplantae; Streptophyta; Magnoliopsida; Asterales; Asteraceae
Source: the annotation of a GenBank genome assembly
AUGGCAGGAGUAGAAAGUAGCAAAGUAGCAGGAUUUAUUCAAGUCGGAAAAUGGGGAAGACAAAGUGGAGAUCCUCAGAAUGAAUGGUCUUUUGAACUUGAGAAAGAUCAUAAAUUGGUGAAGAUAACCGUUGACCAUGGUGAUGUAAUAUACUCUCUCAUGUUCACAACUAAAUAUAGAGAUGCUUUGCACAAUUCCGACAAGUUUGGUGGUUGGAAUGGUGGAGACACGGUUUCCGAGGUACUCUUUGACGAAGAUGAGGAAAUUGUCGAGGUUGGUGGAUCCGUUGGCUCAUUAGUUGGGUUUUAUGGGCUUGCUGGCUAUUACAUUGAUGCCAUUGGUGUGUAUCUAAAAGCCUAUGAGGAAAUCAUACGGGUUGGAACAUGGGGGAAAAAUGAACCUGGAACUCCGCAAAAUGUUUGGUCCUUCCAACUUGAGAAAAAACAUCAUCUGAAGAAGAUCACCAUUGAUCAUGGUGAUCUGAUAUACUCUCUCAUCUUCACCACACAAUGUGGAGACUCAACACAUACUACUGCAAAGUUUGGUGGUUGGAAUGGUGGAGAGACAGUUUCUGAGGUAAUAUUUGAAGCUGACGAGGAAAUAACUGGCAUCAGUGGAACAAGUGCAUUAUCAAGGGGAAGUGUUCCUGACUUACCUAUAAUAUCAUCAAUAUCAUUCAUCACAAACAAGAAAACUCAUGGACCUUUUGGUAACGUAAGAGGAACGCCUUUCCCUGUACCAUGGGAUGGUGGUUCUUUUGUUGGAUUUUACGGGCUUGCUGGCUAUUAUCUCGAUUGCAUUGGUGUCUAUUUGAAAGCUUGA